This is a messenger RNA of Paramacrobiotus metropolitanus, 2591 nucleotides long. RefSeq names its product mediator of RNA polymerase II transcription subunit 17-like. Bases 333 to 2432 code for a protein of 699 amino acids. Gene Ontology annotation, biological process: regulation of transcription by RNA polymerase II. Gene Ontology annotation, molecular function: transcription coregulator activity. The record is from RefSeq and is a predicted model, not a curated record. The transcript has 13 exons. Gene Ontology annotation, cellular component: mediator complex; core mediator complex. Lineage: Eukaryota; Metazoa; Tardigrada; Eutardigrada; Parachela; Macrobiotidae.
CAAAAAAUCAAAUACGAUUAUACGAGUACUUAAAGAACGGACGAACAUUUUUGCCUUCGUUUCUGUGAAUUCUGUCUUCUGCUUCUUUUGUCUGGGUUUAUUACAACUUUACCUGCAACGUUAUGAGGUAGUAUAUGUUUUGUGCCUUCUUUUCUGUUUGAAAUUCGCCGCGCAUGGGGAUUGGGAACGAUCUGCUUGAUAUUUGAUGAUAUCAGUUAUGGAAUCUGCCACUUCGGAUGCCAAGUCACUUGAGUGCGUAGCUUAUUUUCUCCGACCAUUAAGUUUCUUUCGAUUUCGAAAAUUGGAUUUCCUCGCUGCCAUAUCCUUGCACAAUGAAUAACGGUGAUCGUGACGAGCCUUCCAGCAGCGCAGCAGCUCGCGGAGGAGGGCGCGCGAGCAAUAUCCCCGUAUCCGUGGAAUGCCCAUCGGAACCGCGGAUCGCGGAAAUCACUUUCGAUGGCCGUGAAAUCAUGCAGUCGCCCGUAUCGAAAGGCGAAAAACUGUACCGAAAUGCCUGCAAAUUAGAUUUUCGUAAAAUUGCCACGAAAGCGGACAGCGGUACGGCAAUGGAGAUCUCCGUGAACGAAGACACAGCGGAAAAGGAAUCGCGACCGCUGCGCAACAAUCCCGACGCCAGCACGGUUGUCUGGGGUUUAGACGGAGUGCGGAAUAAACUGAGGACCGCCUAUACGGAAAUCUCUGUGCUUCACGAUGUGCUCUCGUUGGCCAAAGAACGUAAAUAUCUGCGCUUGGAGCCAUCGCUAAACGAUCCCGUGGAAGCCCGUCCGCAUUUUAGUAUGCACUAUAAAAAAAAGACGCUUCAAGGAGUCGCGGCCAUCUUUUCCAACGCUGCUGAUCGACUGAAGCGUUCAGCUAACGACGCGGCUGUGGUGCAAAAAUCCGAAAAUGAUUAUCACGCUGCUAUUAUUAAGAUGCGGGAACACUGGAGACUGAAGAAGCAGGGACAGACAAUUACGGGAGAUCUCAGCUAUCGAACAGUCGGAUCGUCGGUGAAAGGGAUGGGUCAGUUUGAAGUGCGUAAAAACGAAGAGGACAAUGAUAAAGCAGUCGAUGUCGUCAUUUCCGGUGAUUUGGGUGGUGAAACGGUCAUUCAGGUUGAUUUGGUCACCUCGGAAUUCGGUAAUAAUCAACGCAGUCGAGUGGAGGAAUUGAAGCAGCAGGACUCGUGGGGAAGAAUUCUUACACUGGACACCUACUGGCAUCGGAAGUUGAUGUCUGCGCAAAACACCUUAUUUUGUCGGGAAUUGUUUGCCUUGAUGAGCGCAGAAGGUGUUAGCGGACUGGAUGACAUGAUCGAACCCAUAGUACUCUCUGAUGAAAUCCAUUAUUCGAAUUUUUUUGGUUUCUCCGUGCGGUUGAAAUUGCUCCAUGUUGCCGAGGCCGACACAAAAUUUCGUAGCAUCCCGGUGGUUCGGGAUAUGCAUAAGACCCCUUUAUUGACUGAAUCCAGAAUUCUUGAACAUUCGCUUGCCCAGAUGCUUCUAAACCGCAUGCGCGAUUUCGCUAAUCCUGAUCUACCGGUGCCUGCGUGUGGGCCGGUGGGACUGAAGAUAUUUAGGAGGAAAAUGGCGAUUCAGGCCAAAGAUCGCCGGGUAUGGAAACAAGGACUUGGCAGCCGCACAUUAACAGCAGAAUUGGUAUCUAGAGCAACGGCAUUGAUCCUUCACAGACGGUGCUUAAAAGCAGCAGAAUCCCUUAGCUGUCCGGAUAUUCAGCUUUCGGUGCAUGACUGCUGCUUUACAACAUCGUGGAGAAACAUUACGAUCAAGAUCUCAUUAACGACGCCGGGUUUUGAUAUGUACAACAGAUCAAAUUGUUCCUUCAACGUAUCCAAUGGAAAAGUUACUUUUCUAACGAAAGAUUUCGUGACGCCCGUGAAUUGCGAGGUUGAAUUGGACUGCCGGUUGUUGUACAUGGAGGUUGUACGACAACACGCUGUAGUCCUUCAGUAUCUUUUGAAGAGCAAUCGUUUCGAAGUUGUCCACUAUGCUCCAGUGGCUCUUUACUACAAUGCAGACGAGAAUGUGAAAUCGGAAUCUGUUCGCGCCGGUCUUCGCUAUGCAAUCGUUUUGACAGCAAAAUCAUCUGACAAUCGAUGGUUACUGAAUAUCGUCUGCAGUGUGACCUUUGUGUGCCGCGUAUACCUUGCUGAUUUGUCCGUUAAACAUGUCUGCACUACUGUGAUAAGAGACGGAACAUUUAUGGAAUCGGGACAAGAGUUUUCGGAGAUCAAUCUGAACAAAAUCGUGGGUGGUCCGACCAGGAUUAGGCGUGUCGCUUUGCUUCUGGGUGCCCUUGCGAGUUGGCCCAAAGACCAUGGUUUUCCUAAAACAGUGUCAGCGCUAUCAAGUGCACACACAGAUAUCCCUCGACGGAAGGAUUCAGUUUGGACGAAAUGGAGUGCUGCAUAAACCAAAGGUGGAUCCUUACCGCUGAAUAAAGGCAGUAUAAAUCUCGUUUAAAAUUUGUAGAUUGCUCAGUGUUUUCGUCUUAUUGAACAUUUGCUGGUUGUUUUGAUUUGUUCGCUUAUGUUUGUGUGGUACCAGAUGUUUCAGGGUAGUUUGAAUUGU